Carcharodon carcharias (great white shark) is the source of this 5784-nucleotide messenger RNA. Its product is annotated as sphingosine 1-phosphate receptor 1-like. Gene Ontology annotation, molecular function: sphingosine-1-phosphate receptor activity. Lineage: Eukaryota; Metazoa; Chordata; Chondrichthyes; Lamniformes; Lamnidae. Bases 1987 to 3117 code for a protein of 376 amino acids. Gene Ontology annotation, cellular component: membrane. The transcript has 3 exons. Gene Ontology annotation, biological process: G protein-coupled receptor signaling pathway. The record is from RefSeq and is a predicted model, not a curated record.
AAAGUUGAACAUUUCAAACCUUGACGGUUUUGAUGGUCAUGGUGAUAAGACGAUUGAAAACGAAAAGCUGAAAACCAAAUUUUGGAAACACCCAUGAAUUUACCACAAAGCCUGGUGAUAAGAAGUUACACAUUUACGCUUCUGAAGUUUAAAAAAAUGCUCCAGCUCCAAAAAUUUAAUUCAGAAAGCACUGAGUGCCAAAUCUCCCCAACUUAUCAUAGAACCAUACAGAACACAAGGCAGCCAUUUGGCCCAUGGCACCUGCAUCAGUUCUUUGAAAGAGCCACCCAGUUAGCAGCAUAGGGUUGGAAUCAGCUUGUGGUGAGUCAACUGCAGUCAGACCAGGUGAAAAGCAUAGUUUGUGUGCCAGCUUGGUGGAGCUGCAGAGGUCUCAAUGAGAACUUUGAUGUGGCGGUGUAUAGGAGAACGUGGAUGGGCAUGCAUAUCGAGAUGUUUGAUGCAUUAGCAGGCCUGCGACAGAUCGUCCUGUCACUGUCGAGGGGCAUGAAAAAACCUGGUACAAGGCUUCAUUUAGCGCUUGAAGCCCAUCCUUUCCAGAAUGGAAGUGGUUGCCAAUUCCAAGACAGCGCCAGAGUAACCCUGCCAUGAUUCAGCAUUUGGUAGUCAAUGUCUCAAUUUACAGUGCCCUCCGACAGGUUACAAGGAUUACUGAAGCAAAGCCCUGACACAAUGCCAAAGGCUCUGUGCUGCACGAACCUGUUAUCCUUUCUCAAGAUGACACCAUUUGAGCUCUAUCUAUUGCCUUUCAGCCAGCCAGUCCAGAUUGCUGUCACCUAUACAGAGAUGCAGUGGUCCAAAGCCAGUCCCAUAAGGCCCAGAGCUGUUUGGAAGACUAUCUACAGUCCCCCCAACGAAAGCCAUGGUGCAGCAACAGGGGUAACAAUGCCUCGGAGCACUAGGACAGACAAAGGCAUCCAUAAGACAGGCACUGAGACUCUAUUAUCUCUAGAACUGGCUACAAAGAGUCAUUAAGAUGUCCACUGAAUCUUCUGAAGGUGAGAAGACUCCCUAGCUUCUGAGAGAACAGGAGGCAGGAAGAUACUUCAAAGGGACUCCAUCAUAGUUAAUUUAUUUGCCUGGUGGAACAAUGGCUCAUUUUUGAAAUUGACAUAGCUGUCAUUGUUUUGGUUGUGAUAAGACUGGCUGCGAAAACCAUUUUGCGCAGAACCUACAGGAAGAACUCUGACCGAUAUCACCAGAGAGGGUUCUCAGCCAAGGGAGGACAAAGAGGAAGGUAUCCAGAAAUCAACCAUUGUUCUUCUGAAAAGAAUUUAGGCAAUCUUCAAGUGUCAUAACCACAGACUAAUGUGGAACAAGGAGCCUUCCUUCACUCUCUCAAAACUUGCUUAAACUGCUGAGUCCAUCUGAAAUGCUGACUAAUCAGCUACAGAAGCCAUCGCAGCUGCUGAUCGCAACUCUUCAACUUCAACCUUUCACUCCAGACUUCCAACACUUCAGCUGCAACCAAGGGCCUGCGACAACAUCGUAAAGGACUGAACUUAAUUUCAUCUCUGACUUUGCUGUCGGUUUUCGGUUGUGGGUCGCUUAAUCCGCGAGACUCCUGGUAAUUUUCGCGGACCCUUGGACAUCCCGAGCCUUUCGCUGUCGCUUGUAGAAUCCGUCCAGACAAUGCCGCACUAAACAGGAUACUCCACCCAGUCCUAAGUACAGAUCCUCAGGGUGAUUGAGGAAGCCUUACAUGCAGCUGACGGGUGGGCCGCAUUUCUCCACUUGUCAAUGUAUUAAAUGCAAACUCCAACAUCAAACUAGUCCAACUGCAGCCACCCGGCAACGGAUCAAAGAUCGGCAAAUCCAGUCCCACCAAUUAAACCCCAUGAAUUUACUAGGAGCAGAUGUCCAGCUCUAUUUUCUGACCGACUAGUCAUUCUGAAGUUCUGAGAAGGGCAAAGCUCAAGGAGUAAAGAUCGGCCGUUAAGUGGGCUACACUUAACAGGACCAGGCAGGAUGGAUGUGGAGACCAUAGUGGUUGGAGCAAGACUGAGCCCCAAUUUCAGGGAAUACUACAACAAUGAGACGGUUGCCUUGCACUAUAAUUACACUGGGAAGCUGACUCCGAGCCGAUACAAGACGGGCUUGAGGGCUCAUGCUAUCGUGUUUCUAAUAGUUUGUGUUUUUAUAAUAUUGGAGAACUUGCUGGUUCUCAUGGCCAUCUGGAAGAAUAGCAAGUUCCACACGCCGAUGUAUUACUUGCUGGCCAAUCUAACUCUAUCUGACCUGCUGGCAGGGAUCGCUUAUACGGUCAACAUUUUGCUGUCCGGUGCUAACACUCUGAAGCUGACCCCAGUUUUGUGGUUCUUGAGAGAGGGAGGUGUUUUUAUCACACUCACAGCCUCGGUCUUCAGUCUCCUGGCCAUCGCAGUGGAGAGGCAUGUCACCAUGGUGAGGAUGCAAUUGUACAAUGCAGAUAAGAAAUGCCGGACGCGUCUCUUUGUGGCUGCAGACUGGACACUCUCAGUGUUCCUCGGAAUUCUCCCAAUUUUAGGGUGGAAUUGUAUUGGGAACUUGUCAAAAUGUUCCACGGUGCUGCCACUGUACUCCAAGAACUACAUUCUGGCUUGCAUUCUGGUCUUUAUUUUAAUCUUGUUUGCAAUCGUGAUAUUGUACGUUCGGAUUUAUCGUUUAGUGAAGUGCAACAGCCCUGGCGUGGGCACAACGAGAAGCCUGGUGGCCAGGAGGUGCCAGAAAUACUUAGCGUUACUCAAAACUGUUACCAUUGUGGUGGGCACCUUCAUCGCCUGCUGGCUGCCGCUCUUCAUAGUGCUGCUUUUGGAUGUUUCAUGUGCGGCAGGGACUUGCAGGAUUCUUUAUAAGGCCGAUUAUUUCCUGGGACUGGCCAUGAUUAAUUCAGCAUUGAAUCCCAUCAUUUACACUCUGACCAGCAGAGAUAUGCGCCGGGCUAUCGUGCGCCUAUUGUGUCUGACCAAAGACGGAGAGCAGGCUAAAUGCUGCGGGAUCCUGAUCUCAGAGUGCAGCACCAGCCAGGUGGACAGAUCAUCCCACAGGCAUGAGCCCCUCCAUACAACCCUGUCCUCUGGCAAUGGACCUCAAUCACCUACUAGAACGUCACUCGCCUGACUUGAAUCGCCGCAGUGUCCAGGUUGGCACUGACCUCAGACCUGUUAUCCACGCAGCGGCGGAACUGAGCUCACUUUCCAUGCCUUGCCUUGUGGGGAUGAACGGGGGCUAUGCAAGUCAAACAAGCAAAGCAAACUUGCCCCAUGGCCAAUGAAGAGAAUGGUGAUGUUGGUUACAGAAAAAUAACAGCAACCGCGAAUAGCCAAAUACCAUGACCCGGCUUCCAGUUGAUAUUGAAAAGCACCCGGAGGCACCAGCACAGGGACAGCUAAGAAUGUCUGAGAGAUGAUGUAGAAUAUUCCCAAAAUUGGACCCAUGCAGUUUGCUUGUUUUAAAAUGGGAUUUAAUUGAUGUAGCAUUAAAAGGACAAUCGGACCUUAUUAAAAGCAAAGCUUUUAGCAAUAUCAGCACCACAGACUGGUACAGUACCUGCAACAACUUAGUCCAUGAAAUGGAAACAGUCAAUUAGGGACAAAAAUUCAACAAAAAUCCAAUUUCAAAUGUAAAAGGAAGUUCUCUGUGGCUCCAGCAUCGUGUUGCAAAACACGAAGUUGCCCAAUGAGGACCAUAAAUGCUGUACGUUUAUAUUAAGCAUCAGCGCCAGAAGGAGCAUUCGUCGGCGAAUGUGACAUUCUUUGUUCCAGUCGGGCUAGACGAUGGCAGCUCAGCUCCCACAGCGCUUUAUCACUCUGGAAUAGAAACUUCUCCUUGAAUUCCUGAGUAAAUGCACCUAAGCUUGGCAGGCCGCGGGAAAGGUCAGCGGGGAUAUAUUUCAAAUUCAGCUGCACCCCAAAAUACAGCAACAAGGUCCUGGAAAGAGCGUAACUGCAGCAGGCCAAAAUCGCUUUAAAAUAGCAAGAAACAUUUCUGGUAGAGACAAAAUCACACUGGUCCAUUAUACUAGCUGGAAAAUAACAUGCAUUAAAUGUACUUAUGCAGAGAUCUUGAAUAAAUCCCACAGUGUGAUUCUAUUAUUCUGCUGGCAAUACCACUUCGAAUGUUAAGCCACACCUAACUGCUAUGCGCUUGGUAUCCAGGUAAUGUUCCUGAGUGAAAGUGACUGUGCCAGAGGGUCACGGCUGAAGACAUGCAUAUGCAUAAUCACGACAGGAGUUAAAGCAGAGUGUCACUUUCACUGCCUCCUCAUCAUACACGAACAUUUCUAGAUUUCCACUUUGAACGGUUGUGUUCUUUCCGGGUAAAUACUGCCGUUGCAGGAAGUCUGAAACAUAAACAGAGAAUGCUGGAAAAACUCACCAGGGCUAACAGCAUCUGUGGAGAGAGAAACAGAGUUAACGUUUCCAGUCAUACGGGCUGUUGACCUGCUGAGUUUUUCCAGCAUUCUCUGUUUUUGUGUCCUUUCCGGGGUUUACCUGGCCUCACUGUAUUAAAAUUGCUGGUUGACAGUAAAUCCUGGCCGGAGCUCAGAAUCCUAAGAUAUCAUCACAAGGUGGUUCCUCUAAAUGGAAAUGGAAGUGGGGAGGAGUGUAGGAAAUAGCUAGUACUAUUCAGGACUGCACCAAGUAUCUUCCCAAUGUACUUGUCAACUUGGAGCAGGUAAUUUGGGGAAAGCUUCAGGUUCAGAUGAUCGGAAUAGAUCAGAAGCCAACAACCUCUCUUUUUACAAUUGGUUAAUUAAAGCAACAUCUUAUAGCUCAGAGACAUUUGUAGUUCUUGCCAGAUUGCUUAAAGUUCUUGCUGGAGGAAGAGGAAAUAUGAUGAGGAAAUAUACAGAGAUGCCUUGUCACAUCACUGUGUUGCUGAUAUAAAUUUUGUGAACCAGGUAUUUUAAUCCAACUGUUUGCACUGUUUUCCCCCCCUGAAUGUGAUAGCUUAGUUCUAUGGGUGCUGGGCACCCUACAGUAGCUCAUCCUAAACUUCAUUUCUCCUAAUUAAUGUUGACAAACUAUUCAAUGGCAGGAGGCAUCACAGUUGAGCCUGACCCUGUCCUCAUGUCCACAUGUGUGCACUUUUUUUUUAAAGUAGGGGUCACUGGUUAGCAAUCAAGUUACUAGAGUUUCCACCUGUCGCCAACCGUAGCCCACCCCAAUUCUCCCCACCUCCCUUUUUCCCCACUGUAACCCUCUCCCAACUCUCCACACCUCCCUCUACCCCUCAGGUCAACACAGACCAGCAAUUGAUGAUGUCUCCCCUCUGGGAUAGAGUCACACAGAGCAGGUGUUUUCUUGCUAAUACUAUUUGUGGCCUGACAUUUUCCCCACUUUUGAGGAUGCUGCAGAUGAUAUGAAGUUAAAGCGGCUCUGUAGUCUACAAGACAGAAUAAAGCAUCAUUUAAUGUUGGGUCCUCUGAGGAUAUGUGCCCCUUGCCCAGGCUGGCAGCACUUGAACUUCACAGUCACUUAUGCUGGAAUAUGCCAAACCACUGAGUCAUAGUGAACCCUUCACAUCACAGCAUUCCCACUUUUUGUGUGGAAAGAGUCACUUCAUCAUUAUUGUGUGUCUUACCCCAUCUUGCAUAUUGACCGAAGCAAUUCAGCUGCACUGCCCAGGGAGGAAUGAACUGUUUGAAUUUUUCCAAAGUUGAUUCUAAACAAAAUAUGAUAAAGUGAUAGAUGAUAAACAGUAUUUCAGCUGUGAGAAUCAUGGAUGAGAAUGUUUAAUUUAAAUGCUUUGCUCUGAAAUUUCGAAUAAAAUUUUAUUGCUCAA